Hibiscus syriacus is the source of this 934-nucleotide messenger RNA. Its product is annotated as LON peptidase N-terminal domain and RING finger protein 2-like. NCBI's taxonomy places the organism in Eukaryota, Viridiplantae, Streptophyta, Magnoliopsida, Malvales, Malvaceae. The transcript is spliced from 2 exons. The coding region runs from base 276 to 869 and encodes 197 amino acids. The record is from RefSeq and is a predicted model, not a curated record.
AAAUUACUAUAAUCCGAAUAAUUAAAGCCAACCACUUAGAACUAAUCAAACACCCUCAAAGUUCUGCUCUUUGCUCUAACUCGGAGACAAAAGCCAUCCCCGUAACCAAAUCUUUAAACUCCAAACUCAAACAUCCAACCUUUUUUCUGUUUAUUUUCUCUUCCCGUGCAGUGGUCCCAAAGGAAAUUUGAAAAGCUAGACCUUCUGCAAGGACGGAGGAGCGGUUCGCUCAGACCCAUUUUGUUUGAUUCUGUCAUUUUCGUUAGUGUGAAUCAAUGCCGGAGGAAUCGUUGCAGCAGGAAAGGGAAGCAAGAACAAUACUGAGAUUUCUUAGAGAACAAAUGGACGGUGUAGAUAGGGAAAGGGGGAGGUGGAGGAGUUUCAAAGAACGGCUGGGAUUUAAAGUCAUGGGUUGCUGUGGGACCACAUUGGGAUUCGGAUCAAUGACCAGGAGCAUCAGAGACGAAGACGGUGCGGUUGAAGUUGAAGAACGAGUAGACCCACAUCCGGAUCAAGGUUGCAUUAACCCGGCUCCAGUUUCGUCAGGCAUGAAUCUGGCCGAGGCGUUAGCGGCGGAGCGACAAUUUCGUGCAGCCCCGGAACCGGAGAGAGGUAAUGCGGAGAUUAAGUCCCCCGGGACGCCGCUCAGGGUGUCAUUGAUGAGGCUGUUGGAGGAGGAGGUGGAAGAAGGUGGGACCGAGAUGGGGAGUGAUUCGAUGUGCUGCGUAUGUAUGGGGAGGAAGAAAGGAGCGGCGUUUAUCCCAUGUGGACACACUUUUUGCAGGAUGUGUUCGAGGGAACUGUGGUUGAAUCGAGGGUGCUGUCCCCUCUGCAGCCGUUCAAUCCUCGAGAUUCUUGACAUUUUCUAAGGAUCAAUCAAUUUUCCCCAUUACUAUUAUGGUGACUGGUUUCAUCAUGACGACGAUGGUGCUGC